Messenger RNA from Helicoverpa zea (corn earworm), 651 nucleotides. RefSeq names its product protein lethal(2)essential for life-like. NCBI's taxonomy places the organism in Eukaryota, Metazoa, Arthropoda, Insecta, Lepidoptera, Noctuidae. Gene Ontology annotation, biological process: response to heat; protein refolding. The record is from RefSeq and is a predicted model, not a curated record. Bases 1 to 579 code for a protein of 192 amino acids. Gene Ontology annotation, molecular function: protein folding chaperone. The transcript has 3 exons.
AUGUCUUCUAAACCUGCUGGCAAAACUGCUAAAAUACACGAACAUGCUUUACAGAAAAAACAAAAUAUUCCGGUACAAAUCACAGACUUAUCCAUCUUCGACAAUUCUUAUUCUUUUAUGAAAGAGAAAUUCGCUCAAGAGAUGCAUCGGAUUGACCAGCAAAUGAAAAAGUUCAGCUUAGACCUGGAUCAGUACUACGGCCAGUCUUCCAACGUCCAGACUGGGCUGAUGACGCGUCAGGAGAACCUGAGCCAUUGGGACCACCUCACCAACUCCCCUUUAGUUCAGGGAGAGGGAGAAGACAAGAGCUUGAAGCUGCAGUUCGAUGUUAGCCAGUUUGAUCCUACUGAGGUCAAAGUGAAAAUCUUAAACGACCUACUAAUCAUCUCAGCUAACCAUGAAGAGAAGACCAAUGAGAAGACCGUCUACCGCGAGUAUAAUAGGGAGUUCAAGCUGCCUCUAGGAACAGACCCUGAACGGGUGGUGUCUUCCCUCUCUCGAGAUGGAGUGCUGACUGUCCAGGCACCUCUGCCUCAACCGCUUGAAAGAACCAUCCUGUCACCACGCCAUGGAAACUAAUAGUCCAUCCUCAUCAUCAUACUCGGAACCUUUUUCCCAACUAUGUUGAGAUCGGCUUACAGUCUAACCGGA